GCAGAAGACAGCAAACCCACUCAGGAGAUUAGCGUCCACAUGUCCGCAAAAAGUCAGCAGGAACACUGUCCGACUUUGUAAACCUCUAGUUUUCUCUGGCGUGCAGUGGUGGGAGGAUCAUUAAAGGCUCUCAUUCACUGCUGCAGCCUGUACUGCAUGCACACUUGAGCUGGUGGCUUGUCACGGUGGAUGGUCAGUAGCUGUCCGGGCAGCCGGACUGCACGCAAAAUGCCAGGAGACGGGUUCACGAUUAAAAGUCGCAUCAGGAAUUUGCUGCGUUCUCCAGCAACCAAGCACAAGAAGAACAGGAAAGAGAGCCUCUCCAGCAAGGUGACUUUGGAGAAGGUGCUGGGAAUCACCGCUACAGGAAACAGUGGUCUUGCCUGUGACCCCCGAUCUGGACUAGUGGCUUAUCCUGCAGGGUGUGUGGUGGUCCUACUGAACCCCAAAAAGAACAGACAGCACCACAUUAUCACUUCAAGAAAGACCAUCACAGCUCUGUCCUUCUCCCCUGAUGGCAAGUACUUGGUCACAGGAGAGAGUGGUCACCUUCCAGCGGUGAGACUUUGGGACGUGGCAGAACGAAGGCAGGUGGCAGAGCUCCAGUCGCACAAAUAUGGCGUCUCCUGUGUGGCUUUCUCCCCCAACAGCAAAUACAUUGUCAGUGUGGGAAACCAGCAUGACAUGAUGGUCAACGUCUGGGCGUGGAAGAAAGAUGUAGUAGUGGCGGCCAACAAGGUGUCCAGUAAGGUGACAGGUGUGUCUUUCUCUGAGGACAGCUCCUACUUUGUGACUGUGGGGAACAGACAUGUCAAAUUCUGGUAUCUGGACCACUGCAAGGCCAGCAAGGCCAGUGCUCCUGUCCCUCUGCUGGGCCGCUCAGGGCUCUUGGGAGAGCUUAGAAACAACUUCUUCUGUGAUGUGGCCUGUGGACGGGGCUCUACAUCUGACUCCAUCUUCUGCAUUACCUCCUCUGGCCUGCUGUGUGAGUUUAACAGCAAGAGGAUGCUGGACAAAUGGGUGGACCUACGGACGGGCAUGGCCCAGUCUCUGUCUCUGUCUGAGGAUAUGAUCUUCUGCGGCUGUGCUGAUGGAACAGUGCGAGCCUUCAGCCCUGUUGACCUGCACUUUGUCUGCACGCUGCCGCGGCCGCACCCCCUCGGCUCUGACGUCUCAGCCAUCACGGAUGCCAGCCACCUGUUUUCCACCAAGACUGACGCCCGUUACCCAGACACCGUUGCUGUUAUCUUUGAUCCCGUCAGCCACUGGCUCAGCUGUGUAUAUAGCGACCACAGUGUGUAUGUGUGGGAUGUGAGAGAUGUCAACAGGGUGGGGAAGGUGCACUCUGCCCUCUUCCAUGCUGCCUGUGUCGGGGACCUGGAGAUGUUCCCAGAUGUUCCUGGGGAAUUAGGUGCUGGUUUGUCAUCAGGCGCAUUCCUUAGUUGCUCAGCUGACAACACCAUUCGACUGUGGCACAUGAACGAUUGGACACAAACUCAUGCUCAGAACAUCCUCAGCAGUGAUCUCCUAAAUAUAAUCUACAUAGAUGGAAACACUGGUGCCUUGCUGGAUCCAGAAUGUACGACAAAUGCAAAUGUAGACAAACCAGGGGAUGGACAGACAGCAGAAAGUAGGACGGGCAUCAGGACCAUCUGUGUCAGUCCAGACGGCAAACACCUGGCAUCUGGAGAUCGCAACGGCAUGCUGAGGGUUCAUGACCUCACCAGCAUGGGGGAGAUUCUGAAAGUGGACGCCCAUGACGCUGAGAUCCUUUGUCUUGAAUACAGUAAACCAGAAACAGGUCUGAAGCUGCUGGCCACAGCUAGCAGGGACCGUCUGAUCCAUGUCUUGGAUGCUGAGGAUGACUACAGUCUGGUGCAGACACUCGAUGAGCACUCUUCAUCCAUAACAGCCGUCCGCUUUGCUGCCAAUGACAACAAGGUGAGGUUGAUCAGCUGUGGGGCAGACAAGAGCAUCUAUUUCCGCACUGCACACAAGACAGACAGAGGAAAAGAGUUCAGGCGUUCUCACCACAUGGUGAGUAAGACCACACUGUACGACAUGGGUGUGGACCCCACCUGCAAGUAUGCUGCUGUUGGCUGUCAGGACCGCUGCAUCAGGAUUUUCAACAUCAGCAGUGGCAAACAGAAGAAACUCUACAAGGGAUCACUGAGUGAGGAUGGCAGUCUGCUCAGGGUUCAGCUUGAUCCGUCAGGUCAAUAUGUGGCCACCAGCUCCUCCGAUAAAAACAUCAGCAUCUUUGACUUCUACACUGGGGAGUGUGUCGCCACCAUGUUUGGGCACUCUGAGAUUGUCACUGGGAUUAAGUUUACCAACAACUGCAAGCAUUUGAUUUCUGUGUCAGGAGACAGCUGUAUCUUUGUGUGGCGACUGGCUCCAGAACUGACAAUCAGCAUGAGAGAGAGGCUCAGCCAGCUCCGGCAAAACCCAAACGCACCACCUUGCAUGACCUCCAGCCUCAGGCGAGAGGUGUACAGUGCCCCCACUCUGGGUGGUCUGUCCUCUGACAGUGACCGUGAGCAUGAGGAGGAGGACGGAGCAGAGAAUGAUGACCCAGAAGAUGUUGCAACCAACACUUCCUCUGAUAGCAGCCAUGGAGAGGAGGACACAGGUGGCUCAGAUGAAGGACAGGACUGGGAGUGCACAAAGCAUGGAGUUGUUGGCCAGGUGGCUCCUGACUCCUCUAAGCGUCCUCGGAGACGCUGGUCUCAUCGUAUGGGCUCUCUGGAAGUGAUGGUUAAAUCCAUGCUAGACCUGAGGCAACUGGAGACCUUUGCUCACAAGAAAAACAGCCCCAGUCAUGACAGAGAGAGGCAGAGCACAUCCAGCCUCCAGGAGCCCAUGUUGGAGGAGAGAGCCAAGAGGCAUCGGGCCUGGCCACAUGCUGACUGGCUGUCCUCACAAACAUCCAAGGGCAUCAGGGGGUCUGAUGGAACUGUGCUGUACUCUGAGGAGAACGAGGACGAUACAAGUCUACGGGGCAGUGAUUACAUAGUGAAGGAGCAGCAUUGCAGGAUGCAAGGGCGAGGGAUCCGCAGUGAGAGCCAGGAAAGCCGCAGCCCGGACAGUGCUUGCUCUCUGGGCUACAACAGCCGGGAGUCCAGCCCAGAUCGUGUCCUGGAUGAUUCUGCAGAUGGGGAGUCCCUGAGCCAGGACAGCUCUGAUGAGGAGAAUGACGAGAGGGAGGAAGAAGUGCAAAAGGCAGAAGUGACGAGUAUGGACGAGGCUCUGAGGACAGUGACUGGCACUGCUGACUGCAGUCAAGAAGAUUUCCUCAAGCAGAACUUUGAGGCACUGGCAGAAAGCUGCAACAUGGCUGAGCAGAGCAGAGUCCCUAGGCUCAGUAUGUCUUCACGCUUCCUGGCCAGAGGACAUAAUAACAGGGGCAUGCCUGUGUUUGCCAAAGUGCAUGGAAAGGAAGAAGGCGGCCACUCUGCUAAGCCGCCUGUAUCAAAAGUACGGCCCUUGAUGGAAGACAACCAGAGCAGAGACACGGAAGACAAGACCCCUGUGUCCCCUGGCAGGAGCGAGGGGCCAAACAGGGUAGAUGCUCCAGAGAGAGACUGUGCUCCUCCCCGUAGACCCCUGAAGAAGAAGACUUCAGGGUCUCACCUGUGGAGGCUGUCCAAUUCUCCAUCCAGAGCUCCGCUGCUGGACAGAGCAACAUGUUUACAGAAAUCACACUCUGCCCAAAGCCUGUCCUCAGACUCUCUGCACUCCCCUGUGCCCUCUAGUGACGGAAGAGAGUUGCACAAAAGACCUCAGCCGCUUAUCCUGGAUCAUGACACUCCCAGGCCUUCCUUCCACUUUUCUUCACCCUCUUCUGGGUCCCCACAGUCUCCCCAGUCGCCCCUGCCCUGGGAGAGCCCUAAACUCAGGCCCCAGCACUCCUACAUGAAUCCCACUACCAGCUCCAUGGCCAAAAGCAGCCGCUCCUCCUCACUGGUAGAGGGUAUCCAGAUGGGCUCUCCACCUUGCUCCCCCGCCUUCCACAAGGCCACAAGUUCCUCCCCAACGUCUACAGUUUCACCCUCUCCUUAUGCCCAGAACAUCCCGCCCUCUCGCAUCCCACUCCCCAAACAGCCCCUCAGCCCUCGCCGCAGCCUCUGCCUGGAGGUAAAGCCGAGCUUAAGUUGUCCUGGAGGGCCGCCGAGGGCUUCUUCUCCUGCCACAGACCCUGGAUGUGACGUCACACCUACUCCAGGCAACAGUCAAGCACUGGGCAGGCCUCUGUCUCUAAGUUUGGAUUCCUCUUUGCCAAGUUCACUGCCAGUGAGGCGGAAGAGAGCCUCGGUUUCAGAGAGUGCCAUGGAGCCAGGACUGGUGACUGUAGCCAAAGAGUGCCCUCUGGUGCCACAACAGGCCCACAUAUCGAGUGCUGACCCCCCGCCAGAUCACUCUAUCACCUUGGAAACUUGCAGGCAGGCUGUUACCGAGCUCCACAGCAGUCUGAGAAAAACCGUCAUGCUCUACACUACGGUGCUACAGUCCGGCCAACAGCCCAGUGAAGAUCAACAAGAAAUGAGGAGCAUCCUAUCUGAGGCCCUGUUCACAGUCAAAACUGAGCUGGACUCUCUGCCUCACCCUACCUCGCAGUGCGAAGGGCCCCAAGUGGACCAAGAGGUCAAAGGUGAGGGAGAGAAGGCCCUGGCUCUGCUGGAGCAGUACGCUGAGCUGCUGCUGAAGUCUGUGGAGAGGAGACUAGAUACCAAGACUUGAGGAGAUGGACUGAUAUUUGUUAUGUGUAUGCACUGCAUGCACGUAUGCUAAUAGGAGCCAGACACAUGCACACAAACAGUAACACUGUGAAUUGCAGACUUGUUCUUUGCACAGCGAUCUUUUGGAGCUUUAUUUAUGGAGUGAAUGCUGGUGUGAUGUCAUUAUAUUUGGAGAAAAAAAUCAAUGUUGAGUAUCAUGCACUGAAAACAGAACAAAUGAAAGAGUGCCUUAUUUUGGAAAUUCCAAUAGCUUUCUUUAUUCCUUUCCAACAUUAAAAAAUUAAAGGAUACAGUAAACACUUUCUUAGUACUUUUUUAUAAAAACAUGAAAUAUGUCCUAAGGUCGACAGCACGUAACUUAGGCUUAUUAAAAUCUAAAAGGUUUAUGCUCUUGAGUGAUAUUAUUGUGCCCAGCAAUUUUCAUGAAAAUAUAUUAGUUAUGUAUUGGGAGAUACUGUAUCUUGUGUGGGGAACAUGUAAAUUUCAUGACAAUUGUGCUAGAAACUUAUGAUGAAUCAUCCACUGGGGGAACCAUAAAUAUAAAAAACCAAUUUUCAAUCCGGCCAGUUACAGGGAGAUUUUGCUCCAGACCAAACAGUUGCACAGAUGGACACAACUGACAUGGUGGGGGAUAGAAAUGAUUGUAUUGGGGUUUGAGUGUUAGAUGACAGACCGGGGAAAAUUUUUUGUUUAGGCUGUGUAAUUCAUAUUUUUGUGCCAAUGGUGUAUCCCUAAUUGCAAUGUACUGUAGUGGUAACUUUAGAUCAGUUGUCAUUGCUUUAUGUCAGUCAUAAACAGUCUGUUAGUCUUUUCAUAGUGCUGAUUUUAAGGUUUACUGGAAAUUUAUAAUUUUUGUAUUUAUAUACAUAACUGUUGCACUGUUCUUCUUUAAGCUCUCUUUAAAAAAUAAAU
Molecule: messenger RNA, 5651 nt
Organism: Micropterus dolomieu (smallmouth bass)
Lineage: Eukaryota; Metazoa; Chordata; Actinopteri; Centrarchiformes; Centrarchidae
Product: mitogen-activated protein kinase-binding protein 1-like
Exons: 34
Coding region: 190-4740 (1516 amino acids)
Molecular function (GO): protein binding
Source: RefSeq, a predicted model, not a curated record